Molecule: messenger RNA, 1981 nt
Organism: Labeo rohita (rohu)
Lineage: Eukaryota; Metazoa; Chordata; Actinopteri; Cypriniformes; Cyprinidae
Product: UDP-glucuronosyltransferase-like
Molecular function (GO): UDP-glycosyltransferase activity
Source: RefSeq, a predicted model, not a curated record
GGAAGGGGACAGUAUUGUGGGAUCCAUACGUCUGCAAAGAAAUCCUAUAUGGAGACGUCACUUGUCAAUCACAUUUUCAUGAAACAUAAAUAGCACAGAAGUUUCUAACAUGCCGUACGGCUUCAGAAGACUCGGAAUGCAACAGGACCGGAGAUGGAGGAGUUUGUGAAUGGUUCUGGAGAGCAUGGGUUUGUGGUCUUCACUCUGGGCUCCUUGAUAUCACAGAUACCCGAGGCCAAAGCCAGAGACUUCUUUGAGGCAUUUAGGCAGAUACCUCAGAGGGUACUAUGGAGGAACACUGGACCAGUCCCUCAAAAUGCUCCAAAGAAUGUCAAGCUGAUGAAGUGGCUUCCACAAAAUGACCUCUGGGGCCAUCCCAAGGUUAAGGCUUUUAUUACACAUGGUGGAUCUCAUGGAAUCUAUGAAGGAAUCUGUAAUGGGGUGCCAAUGGUGAUGAUUCCUCUAUUUGGCGACCGGGAUAAUGUUCAGCGCUUAGUGUCUCGAGGAGUUGCAGAAACCCUGAGAAUCUAUGAUCUGACCUCAGAAAAACUGCUGGUUGCAUUGAGGAAGGUCAUCAAUGACAAAAGCUACAAGGAGAAGAUCACAGAGCUUUCAGCUAUUCACAGAGACCGUCCCAUUGAGCCUUUAGACCUGGCUGUGUUCUGGACUGAGUUUGUUAUGAGACACAAAGGGGCAGCGCAUCUCAGACCUGCAGCCCACGAGCUGAACUGGAUUCAGUAUCAUUCUCUGGACGUCAUUGCCUUUCUCCUUCUCAUUCUAGUGACUGUUAUUUUUGUGUCUGUCAGAAGCUGCAUGUUCUGUUUCAGGAAGUGCUUCAGGAAAACUCAGAAAAGGAAGAGGGAGUAGAAAUAUUAAAUCAAUGUUUUGUGCUUUUUUCGUGGGGUGAUUGUUUAGAGACUUGUUUAAUCUGUUUUUAUAACCUGAAUACCUCCUUGACCUGGAUUAAUGACUUGAAUAACAUUACAGUGGAUGGUUAACAGCAGGUUAACUGAACUGACUCCUUUUCCAUAGCUUCAUCCCACUGGUUUCUUUAACACUUUUGUUAAUUCACUUCUACUUUCUGUUCUUUCCAUUUAUGUAUAUGUGACAGAUUAGUCGACUGUAAUAUUAAUUCUGCUACAGUUACUUCAGGCAGCUGAUGGAGAUAAUUAUAAUUACUUAAAAUGAAUCAAAAUUAUUUAUAUACACUUCCCUUUUGAGCUAAUUUGCUAAUUUACAUUUUGAUGGUGGAGAAUGUGGGCAUUGUUUAAAAAUUGUUUGUAACCAGACUCAGUAUCAAACUUCUCAUACAUUUUUCAACGUCUUAUGCAUACCAGCUUCUGAUAAAAUCAAAAGGUGCCUUCCUACAAAAAAGCAGAAAUUUUUCAAUGCUAUAAUGCAUAUUUAAAUCGUACCAUAAGAAUAUAACCUGACAUUAGUGAAGAAAUCCUAAGUUGUUAGUAGAGUGUAAGUCUUUUUCUAUGACAAAGAAAUUUCAGGUUAGCAGCCCCCACAAAUGGUACCAGAAUAAAUGAAUGCAUGUUGUGCCCAAAACCAUUCACUAGAGUGGAAGAGUGAAAACUAUUGUAUUUGAAUACAGCUGUAGACACUAUUGUGCACUGUGUGUGGCCUUACAUGUGUGUCCUGAUUGAUGGAAAAAAAAAACCCUUUCUAAAAUCAGAUAUGACUUCAGACAGAGAUGUACUGCAUUCCUCAGAUUGAACAGAGCAUGACACUUGCUAUGGCAAGACCAGGGGCCUUAUUUAUAAAGUGUCCAUAAACCCAGAUUUAAUCUCAGAGUGUGUGUGUAUGCUUAAAUCCUCAUAUAUGUAAAAACGACCUUUGACAUAGAAAAGUGCUUAGCGUCACAUCAGGGUCUGAGCAGGCGUACACACAUUUUCUUGUCAGAGUACUGCAGGUUUUGUAAAAUGUAAGAUGUUCUUGCAGCUCGCUGUUCUAAAUUAAAGAAUUUGGACAAUGA